AUGGCCAGUAUAAAGACCAGACUGUCCGUCAUCAGAGAUCAUCUUUGUGAACAUGUUAAGAAGUCCCAAACUGCUAUGACAUUAAAGGCCAAUGAGAAGACCAAGCCACUUUUUCUACAAAAAGGUUACUAUGUUUAUCAAUAUCAGGCAAAGAUCAGAAGAUUAAAACGUGCUUAUGCUCGUGCUCCUCAACCAAACCAUUACCUCCGUGUUAUUAGAACAGUGGAAGUGGGUACGGGGACACAAACUGAACCUGUGGAUAUCAGUGAGGAUGCCUCUGGCAAAUCCCUAAAUAACAAUAUAGGGGAUAGCGAGUCGGACCCUUCUCUCCAAGAUUAUAUGACAUUUACCGUAGAUCAUGCACAGUUUGACGAAUCUACGCUCUACAAUGGCGUCAUGGAUUUAAGAACUAUAUGGUUGAUGCCUCGAGACUUCCAUUACGGUGGUUGGCCGAAAUCUGGAGAUAUUGACAUCAUAGAAUCUAGAGGAAAUACCAAAGCGAUCAUCAAUGGCGUUAACCAAGGAAUCAAUCAACUGGUGUCUAAACUAAACUGGGGUCCAGACUACCGACACAAUGCGGCAAAUAAAACUACGACAUAUAGCAUGUCUGAGCGCACAGCUCACUCUCCUGUUUCAUUCCAGGACUCCCACACUCCAUUGAGGUUGACAUAG
Pecten maximus is the source of this 672-nucleotide messenger RNA. RefSeq lists its product as uncharacterized. The transcript has 6 exons. The record is from RefSeq and is a predicted model, not a curated record. Bases 1 to 672 code for a protein of 223 amino acids. NCBI's taxonomy places the organism in Eukaryota, Metazoa, Mollusca, Bivalvia, Pectinida, Pectinidae.